Molecule: messenger RNA, 897 nt
Organism: Symbiodinium pilosum
Lineage: Eukaryota; Dinophyceae; Suessiales; Symbiodiniaceae
Source: the annotation of a GenBank genome assembly
AUGCAUUGGGUGAAGAGCAAUCAGACGAAUGGUGAAAGCUGGAAUGUCAAUAAGACGGUGGGGGUUGUGCGGAAUAGCUAUAGCCAUGGACAGUGGGAUUGUAGCGACACCGAGAUUCUGGGCGCUCUGAAAGAGAGCCGUGCCGUGAAAGUCAAUGGACGAUACAGCUCUGUUGAACAUACGCCAAAAGAGUUUGUAGAGCUCUUGUGUGCAGGGGCACGGCCCAUCGGACAAGACAUUCGGAGAGAGCUCACCAUCAACGGCUUCGUCGUGAGCUUCGAAGGAGAUGUAUCUCAGUUGGGGAAGGGCGGUCUUCCACAUGAGCAACAGUAUAACCAAGCCAUCCUCAGUGUGCUGACGGAGAUCGGCUACAAGCCCUUUGCUCCACAAUCGUCGAAGGAGGGUGAUGGGAAGCCAGACCUCAUGGUCAACAUGGAUGAGGAGACGUUCGUCAUGGAGGGUGCGAAGGGACAGAUCUCAGAGCACCUUGAGCGUUUCAAAAAUUUGGAGAACUACAAGAUCGCCAGCCACAAGGGUCUCUACAUCAUCAGCAACAACAAUGAGAAGACUGAAGGAGGCGAUGUCCAAGUCAUAGGCUUAGUCCCCAACAUCGCCCACACCGCAUACACCGUUCACGUGAAGAGCAAGGGCAUCAAAAGCAUCAACACCUUCACGGUGGACUGCGACCUCGUGGCAAGGAGGUUGGUGCUCAAAGACGAUGGCAAGCCUGAGCUCUACAGUGUCCAAUCGCUGAAGAGCGUCAGCCUGCUGGAGGCUUCGAUAGACGGGCCUUUGGUGUUCUGUGAGGCUCUGCAGGACGGCAAGGAGUUUGCAGGCAACGCCUUCCAAGUGAAAGAAGCCUUGGCCAACGCCGCGACCUUAGCUCCACUCACUUGA